CGGCGGCGGCGGCUGGCGGCGGGCGCUCCCUGCAGUGGGGAUCGGGUCUCGGCCUCCUCCCAUCCUUGGCCCCCUCCUCCCGUGGCUGACCCCUCCCGCCCAUUCCAACUCCCGCCUCCGGCCGGCCAAGGGAGAGAGAGGGAGUGGAACCGGAGAGAGGGAGUGCGAGAGAGGGAGGGAGGGGACGGUGCCUUGGCUGACUUUUUUUUUUUUUAAGAGGGUGGGGGUGGGGGGUGAUUGCUGGUCGUUUGUUGUGGCUGUUAAAUUUUAAACUGCCAUGCACUCGGCUUCCAGUAUGCUGGGAGCGGUGAAGAUGGAAGGGCACGAGCCGUCCGACUGGAGCAGCUACUAUGCCGAGCCGGAGGGCUACUCCUCCGUGAGCAACAUGAACGCCGGCCUGGGGAUGAACGGCAUGAACACGUACAUGAGCAUGUCCGCGGCCGCCAUGGGCAGCGGCUCCGGCAACAUGAGCGCAGGCUCCAUGAACAUGUCCUCGUACGUGGGCGCGGGCAUGAGCCCGUCCCUGGCCGGCAUGUCCCCCGGGGCGGGCGCCAUGGCGAGCAUGGGCGGCUCAGCCGGGGCGGCCGGAGUGGCAGGCAUGGGGCCACACCUGAGUCCCAGCCUCAGCCCGCUCGGGGGACAGGCGGCCGGGGCCAUGGGCGGCCUGACCCCUUAUGCCAACAUGAACUCCAUGAGCCCCAUGUACGGGCAGGCAGGCCUGAGCCGGGCGCGCGACCCCAAGACGUACCGGCGCAGCUACACGCAUGCCAAGCCGCCCUACUCCUACAUCUCGCUCAUCACCAUGGCCAUCCAGCAGAGCCCCAACAAGAUGCUGACGCUGAGCGAGAUCUACCAGUGGAUCAUGGACCUCUUCCCUUUCUACCGGCAGAACCAGCAGCGCUGGCAGAACUCUAUCCGCCACUCGCUGUCUUUCAACGACUGCUUCCUCAAGGUGCCCCGCUCGCCUGACAAGCCCGGCAAGGGCUCGUUCUGGACCCUGCACCCCGACUCGGGCAACAUGUUCGAGAACGGCUGCUACUUGCGCCGCCAGAAGCGCUUCAAGUGUGAGAAGCAGCUGGCCCUGAAGGAAGCCUCAGGCGCCACGGGCGGUAGCAAGAAAGCGGCUGCCGGGGCACAGGCCUCGCAGGGUCAGCUUGGGGAGGCCGCUGGACCGGCCUCCGAGACUCCGGCGGGCACCGAGUCACCCCACUCGAGCGCCUCUCCGUGCCAGGAGCACAAGCGAGGGGCACUGGGGGAGCUGAAGGGGACCCCGGCCGCCGCCCUGAGCCCCCCAGAGCCGGCCCCCUCGCCGGGGCAGCAGCAGCAGCAGGCGGCGGCCCAUCUGCUGGGCCCUCCUCAUCACCCCGGCCUGCCGCCGGAGGCCCACCUUAAGCCGGAGCACCACUACGCCUUCAACCACCCCUUCUCCAUCAACAACCUCAUGUCCUCGGAGCAGCAACACCACCACAGCCACCACCACCACCACCAGCCCCACAAAAUGGACCUCAAGGCCUACGAACAGGUGAUGCACUACCCUGGCUACGGCUCCCCUAUGCCAGGUAGCCUGGCCAUGGGACCGGUCACGAACAAAGGGGGCCUGGACGCCUCGCCCCUGGCCGCAGACACCUCCUACUACCAAGGAGUGUACUCCAGGCCCAUAAUGAACUCCUCGUAAGAAAACGGUUGCCGCGGGCUAGACCGGGACAAGGACAAGAGAGAGGAAGUGGGGCGGAGAGUUUGAGGAAGGGGUGUUGGAGAGAUCCGAGGGAGAAGAAAUCCAUUACAUCCCCACCCCCAGGACAGCAGUCUCCCCUCACCCUCGGCAACUCUCCCUCUGAAACAGAUGGGCCACACUGAUAUCUAUUAUUCUAUAUAAGGAGGGAAGGCAAAAAGAGAAAUAGUCAAAAACAAACAAACAAAAAGAGGAAGAAAAGAGCAAAAAGCCUCUGGUUUCCGCUACUGUUUAGACGCCUGCUUCUUUAAGCAUUUGAGAGUUCUGAUUUUUUGUUGUUGUCUUUCUCCUCCAUUGCUGCUGUUGCAGGGAAGUCUUACUUUAUUAAAAAACAAAAACAAAAAAAACACAAAAAAACAAAAAAAAAAACCCCACAAACUUUUGUGAGUGAUUCAGUGUAAAACCAUGUAGUUUUAACAGAGAAGCAGAGUUGUACUAUUGUUUAAAAAGAAAAAAAAAGAUGUAAGGGUCUGCUGUAAAUGACCAAGAAAAAGAAAAAAAUGCAUUCCCAUUCUUGACACAGUGAAAUCCAGGUCUUGGGUCUGAUUAAUUUAUGGUUUCUGCGUGUUUUAUUUAUGGCUUAUAAAUGUGUGUUCUGGCUGGAAGGGCCAAAGUUCCACAAAUCUAUAUUAAAGUGUUAUUGCCAGUUUUACCCCUUGAAUCUUCAAGAUUUUUUUUUCCCUUUGCCUGAC
Messenger RNA from Ailuropoda melanoleuca (giant panda), 2424 nucleotides. RefSeq names its product forkhead box A2 (gene FOXA2). NCBI's taxonomy places the organism in Eukaryota, Metazoa, Chordata, Mammalia, Carnivora, Ursidae. Gene Ontology annotation, biological process: cell differentiation; anatomical structure morphogenesis; regulation of transcription by RNA polymerase II. The record is from RefSeq and is a predicted model, not a curated record. The transcript is spliced from 2 exons. Gene Ontology annotation, molecular function: DNA-binding transcription factor activity, RNA polymerase II-specific; protein domain specific binding; transcription factor binding. Bases 278 to 1675 code for a protein of 465 amino acids.